CGGACUUGUACGGAAAAGCUCCAUUGCUCCCUAAGCUAAUGAUUGCACAAAUUCCAAAAAAAGUCAACUAAUUUAAGUGUACUUUCAUUUCUCACGUAAUAAUAUCUGCUUUAUGAAUUUAAAAACUUUACUCAGAAUAUCUUCCAAAGCACAUAUCAUGGUCCUUCUGUAAUUGCUCUUUUAAUCUUGGGUGGAAUUACUUCACUUCAGAAAUUAAUUUACUUGUCUUUUUAUUUCCAGGUAUAAAGUUAUUUGCAUCGAAUAGCUACGUGUUACAGUUCAUAAUCUAUUUCACUUACAUGAAUUUGCAAAUUUCAUCCGCUUUCCUUAUGACAUCAUACUUUACUACUGUCACGACUGCUACUGGUAUGCUUCUACUUGAAUUUUCAUUUUUUUUGUUCAGAUGGUUGCGACAAAGUAUCUACUCUCAUUACAUGGAACUGCAUGGUGCAGUGACAGGAUAUCUCUACAUAAUUGGAUCUGGCUUUGUAGGAGAAUAUUUGUUCAAGCCUUUUGUUGAAGAUACCUCUGUCUCAAGAAGCUUGAUUACGCUGAUGGAGUUCUUCCCACCAUUUUCUUUGUACCACAUAAUCUAUGAGCUCUCUCCACCCCCAGCAACGGGAUUUUAUUCGGACUUUUCCGGUGUACAACUGGGAGAUCUGAGUAAUCCAGAGAAUGGAAUUUUAGUCUUGGUAAUCAUAAUGGUACUUGAGUGGGCCACAUUCCUUUUCUUGACAUUAUACUUCGAUGAAUUUGGUUGCCUCCAAAAUCGAAUGAGAAGCCGUCAGGCUCUUCAGAGGCCAUCUAUACAUCCUCAACAAAGUGAAGCUUCAAUUGAAAUAGACAGGACUGAUAUUAUGAGAGAGAGAGAGAUAGUUGAUAGAUUCUUGCAACAACCAGAUAGUAGCUAUUCCAUCAUAAUUGACAACAUUAGGAAAGUGUACCCUCCAAAAGAUGGAAAUGCAGAGAAAGUUGCUGUCAAAGGCGUCUCAUUUGCUAUCCAACGAGGACAAUGUUUUGGACUUCUUGGUUCAAAUGGUGCUGGAAAAACUUCUCUCAUUAGCAUGCUGACUGGAUUUACUAAACCUACAUCUGGCACGGCGUAUAUUGAUGGACUGGACAUACGAAUGGACAUGAGCAAAAUUUAUACAAGAAUAGGUGUUUGCCCACAAUUCGAUUUGCUGUGGGAAACACUGACUGGCCGAGAGCAUUUGAUGUUUUACGGCAGGCUUAAGAGAUUGAACGGUGCAGCAUUAGUUGAGGCUGCAGAACAGUCUCUAAAAGUAUUGCGGAUAUUUGAGGGUGGUGUCGCUGAUACUUUUGUGUCACAAUACAGCGGUGGCAUGAAACGUCGCCCUAGCGUUGCUAUAUCUCUAAUCGGUGACCCUAAGGUGGUUUACCUGGACGAACCAAGUUCAGGAUUGGAUCCAGCAUCAAGGAAUGCCUUGUGGAAUGCUGUGAAGUUUGCCAAAAAGGACAGAGCCAUAAUUCUCACGACCCAUUCGAUGGAAGAGGCUGAAGCUCUUUGCGACCGGAUAGGAAUAUCCGCAUAUGGUCGUCUCCGAUGCACUGGAACCUCCAAAGAGAAAUUUCCAAAGUUCUGA
Panicum virgatum (switchgrass) is the source of this 1604-nucleotide messenger RNA. RefSeq names its product ABC transporter A family member 7-like. Gene Ontology annotation, molecular function: ATP hydrolysis activity; ATP binding; ABC-type transporter activity. The record is from RefSeq and is a predicted model, not a curated record. Gene Ontology annotation, biological process: lipid transport; transmembrane transport. Bases 300 to 1604 code for a protein of 434 amino acids. The transcript is spliced from 9 exons. Lineage: Eukaryota; Viridiplantae; Streptophyta; Magnoliopsida; Poales; Poaceae. Gene Ontology annotation, cellular component: intracellular membrane-bounded organelle; membrane.